This is a messenger RNA of Aphidius gifuensis, 2458 nucleotides long. RefSeq names its product neprilysin-2-like. The record is from RefSeq and is a predicted model, not a curated record. NCBI's taxonomy places the organism in Eukaryota, Metazoa, Arthropoda, Insecta, Hymenoptera, Braconidae. Gene Ontology annotation, molecular function: metalloendopeptidase activity. Gene Ontology annotation, cellular component: plasma membrane. Gene Ontology annotation, biological process: protein processing. The transcript has 12 exons. Bases 385 to 2391 code for a protein of 668 amino acids.
UGUUUUUUUUCUUAUUCCAACAGAGUGGCUUUAUCAGAAAAAAGCAAUAAGCUAGCUGACAAUAUUAGCUCGUAAUGAGCAUAAAGUCAUUGCGAAUAGGCCAUAAAACCAGAAUUAGUUUGUACACCACGAGCGAAAAAAAAAAAAAAUAAACAGAUUUUACCAUAAUUUUUUUCUUUUUUAAGAGACUUAAGUGGUGAAUUUAUCGCACAGCCAGGUGUAGGUAUGUACCACUGUGGUUUGAAUAUACACUGUUAGUUGGAAUACGAUCUCGUUAGCGAGCCUCUUACCAGCAUUAAUUAAACUUUUCCUGACACCUGACGCUAUUUUAACGAUAUAAACUAGUUAAAAUUUUCAUAGCUAUUAUUUUAUGUUGAAUAUUUGAUGGCAAUGAAUGUAUUUAAAAAUAUUAUUCAAAUUUUUAUCAUUUUGAAUAAUUUUCAUUAUUUUCAGUGCCAUGAGUGCAACUUGACAGCAUGUCGACUAGAAGCUAAAAGAUUAUCUGAAUCAAUUGAAACAAUUAUUGAUCCUUGUGAUGAUUUUGUUAAAUUCGCUUGUGGUAAACAAUUUAAAAAAUUCAACGAAUAUAAUAAUAAAAAUCCAGCAAAUACUAUGAAACCAACGACAUAUCGUCUUCAAUUAUUUUACAUGAGAAAUAUAUUAAAAGAAAAAUUAAAUGAAGACAGUGUAUAUGAGGAUAAACGACCAAUUCAACUUGCAAAACAAUUUUGGCAAAAUUGCAAAAUUACAAGUCAAGAUGAAGCAAUCACAGCAACUCAUUUAUUAUUAAAAAGACUCGGUGGAUGGCCGACAAUCACUGAUUCUUGGAAUAGCAGCCACUUCACUUGGGUAAAAUUUAGUAAAUGUUCACGUCGUCUUGGAUUUUUGCCAAGUGUCUUUAUUCAUAUUGGACUCAAUGUCGACGAGAUUCACAAACCGUGGAGUCCAAAUGACACUAUAAAACUUACUAUUGAGAGACCAAUUUUUGCAAAUAAUUCCAAAGAACAAAAAGCAUUGUAUAUAAAAAUUGCAAAAUUAUUAUCUCAUUCAAAGUCACCAAAAAUAAAUGAAAUAAAUGAUGCACUUAAUUUUAGAAAAAAAAUACACCAGUUAAAAUGUCUAGAUGAUGAAAAAAUGAAUGAAAUUACAAUUGAAGAAUUACUACAAUUGUAUCCAAAUGUCGAUUGGAUUGAUUAUCUUGAAACAAUUGUUAAUCAUCGUCAAAGUAAUUAUUUAUCUAGCCAAUAUCGUUUGCUUGUUAAUACAUGUUAUUUAACUGCGUUGGAAAAAUUAAUAAAAUCAACUGAUAAAAGAGUUCAAGCAAAUUAUGCAUUUUUAGGAAUAAUCGAUGAUUUAUUUCGAAUAAUAAGACCACAACUGGCUCUUGCAUUUGCCUCAAGUACAUCAGAAGUUCAAGAUAUUUGCUUUGAUGCAACUUCAGCAAUAUUUGGAUCAGCUUUGGAUAUGCUAACUGCUCAACUUGUUGAUGAAGGUACUUUACGAAUAUUGAAUGAAUUAGAAAAUAAUAUAAUUGAAGAAACUUAUGAAAUGGUACAUCACAUACCAUGGAUUGAUCAUCAAACUCAAAUGUAUACGGAUAUGAAUCGUAGAAAAUUAUCAAUCGUUAAUCUUUAUUUAGUUGAAAUAUUUAAUGAUGACUACUUUGAUAGACUUGAUUUAACACAGCCAACUGCAAUUCUUGUAUUAUUUCGGGAAGUUAAUACUUUCUUGUUGGAUAAGUAUUAUUUACAACUUGAAAAUUCACGAACACGUUAUACAUUACAAAAUGAUAUUGCAUAUUUUUCAUUGCCAUUUUCACCUGGUGAGAUAAGUGUUAGAUCAGAUUUAACAACAAAUAAAAUUUAUGUACCAGCUGGAUCGAUUCUUACUGGUAAAUUACUGAUAAUACCAGAGUUAGAUUUUCUGAAUUAUGGUGUGCUUGGACUGGAGAUUGCUGCUGGAUUGGCUGAUCACAUUUAUCAAAAAGGCUCAUAUACAAAUGAAAAUGGAAGUGAGAUAACUGAUACAUCGUGGUCGAGAUCAGCAGACCAACAAUUUAUGAAACAACAAUCGUGUCAUAUGAUCAGUAGUAAUAUGAAGAUCAAAAAGAAUUAUGAACAACUAUUUCGUACUCUUUGGGCAACUGAAAUUUCUUACAAAGCUGCAUUUGAAUUUUGUGCUUCACAUCUUUGUUUAACAACUCUUCCAGGCUUAAAUUAUUCAGCUCGACAAUUAUUUUGGCUUAAUGCUGUUGCUUCUGAUUGUGAUGAAAAUUUAAAAUUACGUUAUAAUACAAUGGUUUCACAAAAUAAACAUUUUUCAAAAGAUUUUAAUUGUCCAUUAGGAUCAAAAAUGAAUCCAACAGAUAAAUGUCGAAUUUUUUAUAAAUAAAAACAACAACUUUAUUAUUUACUGUACAUCGUUAUAAUAAUAAUAAUAAUAAUCUAAUAGCAAUAAG